Molecule: messenger RNA, 5656 nt
Organism: Xyrauchen texanus (razorback sucker)
Lineage: Eukaryota; Metazoa; Chordata; Actinopteri; Cypriniformes; Catostomidae
Product: TBC1 domain family member 10B-like
Exons: 10
Coding region: 447-3071 (874 amino acids)
Source: RefSeq, a predicted model, not a curated record
UGUUGGUAGGAAAUGCGGACACGGCGAGAUGUCAGUAGCCGUGCUUAUCUUUUCCAGCGAUGCGGCCCAAUACACUCUUCAGGGAGCUUUCUUGACUUUUAAAAACGAAACGCACAUGUCUUCUCAAUGCCAAUAUUUAUGAGGAUCUGGUUUCAUACGGAUGAGCGGGACAGCAGCGCACAGUGGCAGUGUUUAGCUAACACCUCUGCUAGCCCAGCAACACACCACCCACCAGAGAAAGAGCCCUAACCACACGGGCUACAUCUCACUGUUCAUGUUAUAAUUGAAACUUUACUAUCAUCUCAAAGGCGAACCAGUGGCUUGCCACACUCACACCUUCCAUCCGGUCAGCGGCGAGGGGGUCACGGUAACCGAAGUGGACAGGAGCCUCCCCGCCCCCCGGGACAGAUCUCACAGCUGCGGCUGUUACACAUAGAGGGGCAGCUAUGGCUGAAAUCUCUGCCCUCAAUCCUUCACCCCCUGGUAUGGGCAACCAAUCAGUGCAUGCUCACUCUAGCCCACUACCUCUCCCAUCAGAAACACCCAUCUCAAAAUCAUCUCUAAAUGGGGACCGAGCAGUGAUGGGGAACCCAACAUUACAGGCAGGAGGUGGGAAAAACUCCCCAGGUUCAAUUUGGGAGGCCACACCUGCCCAGAACAGUUCUGCUCCCUCUACAAUGGCAACAAAGAGUCCUGCUGAUCCACCAGUACUAGCUGCUGCAGAUGGAGGGUCUAAUGGGAAAACUGAUUUAAUUGGCCACACAGAAGCACAGUGCUCAGAGCAGGAGCACAAGAUGCCAUUUUCCCUUGAACUUAAUCCCAAUCCUAAUCUCUACCCCAAUGUUCAUAUUAACCAGAUCUCCAAUCCUGCACCCCCCAGUUACAUUCCACCUGAGCUUCCCUUUCCCUCUGUUCCCAUUUUUGCAGAACAUCUCUCAACCUCCAACCCUGCCCCCAUUCACUCAUCACAAGACUCCAGCCAAACAUCAGCAGCUCCUUCUGAAGCACAAGCACCCACCCAGAACCCUAAACCCAGCACUCCCAGUACAGACAAGAUGGCCCCUGAGCCUCUUUGCACACCCUCCAAAGUUGAGCCUCCAGCUGUACUGGUGCAGGAGUCAGGUGGGUCCCUGGGUUUGCCAUACACAGUCACAUAUACACGUCCUGCUCCGGACACGCUUAGCUACCUGGAGUCAGCUAGCCUGAUGUCAGGCACGCUGGAGUCUUUGUCUGGGCUUGGUGAGGAUGGCAGUUCGCUGGGGUCAGACUCUGAGAUCAACGGCCCAUUGCGACGUACUGAUAAAUAUGGGUUCCUGGGAGGAGCGCAGUACAGUGAGAGCAGUGAGGCUGAGAUCCAGUUGGCUGUGGCAAGACAGAGAGAGAUGAAAUGGCUGGACAUGUUCAGAAACUGGGACAAGUGGAUAUCACGACGCUUUCAAAAGGUAAAAAUUCGCUGCAGGAAAGGAAUCCCCUCUUCGCUCAGAGCUAAAGCCUGGCAGCUGCUCUCCAACAGUCAGGAACUUCUCGAGUCCAAUCCUGGGAAGUUUGAGGAGCUGGAGAAAGAGCCAGGAGAUCCAAAGUGGUUGGACAUCAUUGAGAAGGACUUGCACAGGCAGUUCCCAUUCCAUGAGAUGUUUGCUGCUCGGGGAGGAUAUGGCCAGCAGGAUCUGUUCCGGAUUUUGAAGGCCUACACCAUUUACCGCCCGGAUGAGGGCUACUGUCAGGCCCAGGCACCAGUGGCAGCAGUUCUGCUCAUGCACAUGCCUGCUGAGCAAGCCUUCUGGUGUCUCGUGCAGAUCUGUGAGAAAUACUUGCCUGGGUACUACAGCGCUGGGUUGGAAGCUAUCCAGCUUGAUGGAGAGGUUUUUUUCUCUCUGUUGAGGAGAGUGUGUCCCAUGGCUUACCGCCACCUGAAGAAAUUUAAGAUAGACCCAAUCCUGUACAUGACAGAGUGGUUCAUGUGCAUCUUCUCCCGUACGCUGCCUUGGGUCUGCGUCUUACGCGUCUGGGACAUGUUUUUCUGUGAAGGAGUGAAGAUUGUGUUCCGGGUGGGUCUGGUGCUACUCAAACAGAUGCUGGGAUCUGUGGAUAAGCUCCGUGAGUUGCAGGGCAUGUACGAGACUAUGGAGCGACUGAGGAACAUUCCCCCUGAAACUAUCAGGGAGGAAUUUCUUGUGCAAGAGAUUGUCACUCUAUCUGUGACAGAGGCUCUCGUUGAGAGAGAGUGCAGUAUUCAGCUGCGGAAGUGGCGGGAAUCUCGUGGAGAGUUGACCCAUCAACCAGGCCGUAGGCUGCACGGCACACGGGCCAUCUUUGAGCAAAAGCACAGGGCCGAUGCUAUCAGCUCUGGGGGAAGCCUGUCCUUCUUGGGUGGUCCUCCCCCUGGCCCCUUGCGUGCUUCAUCAAGCCUCCUUUCCCUUUCCGGCCUUAUAAAGUUCAAGACACCAUUUCAUUCUCAUAAUAAGAAAGGCUCCAUCUCUGGCAGCUUGGGCACAGAUGCUGUCCCACUGCAGCCCCUUGGAAGUAGCAUUGGUGUAGUGGAACCACAAUCUUCGGCCGGUAUGACCCACUCAAAGCCUCCUGUAUCACCUCCCCAUAAUACCGGAGACGGGGGGAGGCCGCAGGCACUGCAUGGUCCCAGUCCACUAGCUGCAGCAUCUUCUGCUACCAUGGCACCAGCUCCAACUGCACAUGCAUCCAGUGCACACACACUCCAACCAAAAGUUGUCUCUGAACACAUCACCCCCACCAUCCCCUCACCCACCGCCAACAACGCCCCAUUACCACCGUGCCCCGAGUCCACAAAUACAGCACCUGCAGGGGCAGCAGAAGAGGAUGGAAAGAAGAAAAAGAAAAGCAAAGAGUACAAGAAGAGGGAGAGAGAGGAGGAAAAGCAGAAAUCUCGAGAAAAGAAGGAGCGGGAAAAGACAGAGAAGGAACGACUGAAGAAAGAGAAGGAGAAAGCUGAGAAGAAAAAGGAAAAGGGGGGGAAGAGAAAAGACAAAGGAGGAGGUGGAGGUGGAGAGAUGGAGGAGAAGAAUGGAGGCGCAGCAGCGAAAGAUUUGGCCUAAUUCCUGACCUGUCAUCUCUUCAGAUAGAAGGGCAGAAGAAGGAGGAUGUGGGAUGGGGGGAAAAAAAGGACAAGGAAUCAAAGUGGCUGCAGGCUGGUGGAAAGAGAGAGAGAAUGAAAGAGAGGGAAAGACAGAGAGGAUAAAUGAACAAUCUCCUGUAACGUCCAUUUCAUCUUAAGUACUCAUUUCACAAGGAUAACUGGAUCACUGCACCCGCCCCACAUGCUUCACUUUUUAUCAUCUCUUCUGCUUGACAGUGCUUUCAAAGCCUGACGUCAAUCUGACGAAACAUGCUAAAUUGAUUAUUAUUUGGUUUAAAAAUUAUUAUUAUUAUUUAUUUUUUUUAUUUUUUAUAUAAAGGUGUAAACUAGAUUUGUGAGAUCAACAGGAACAGUGUAAUUAGUAGUCAGUUCUAGUAUACUGGGUGCCAUGGUGUACAUAAACCUCAUGCACCUUUUGUGCCAGUUCAGCCCAACAAUCCCUUCUGUACAUCACCUAAGAGACAUCUCAACCAGAAUAUACUGAAUAAAACAUUUCUCAAAUGAAUGCACAGAGAAAAGCAAGGCAACAACUUUAGCCCUUGUGCUAGCAACAUGCAUUAUGUGUGAGUUUUCUGAAGGACCUAUUUAUUCAUUGUACUGUUGUUUGUUAGUGUGUUAUCAUAUGUCUGUGCCUUGGCAGUGUAGUAAAUUUGUAAUUCCUCUUAAAGGAGCUUCUUCCAGUCAUGCUAACAUAGAGAGUUAAAGUGCAAAAGUGUUAGGAAGUGGCCAUUAGAGGGAGUGGAAGAGCUGAGGAACAAAAAGCCCUGAAUUUGAAACUGAGAUCUGGGAGGAAAGGUGCAUCAAAAAGUCAUGACAUGGAAAACCACUUUUUAAGUAUGGUGCAGCAUCUAAUAUUUAAGUUAACAUAAUUACAAAGAGGAGAUUCUUCAAAAAACAAAUAGAUGGCUGAAAGUUUAGAUAUCAGUCUAUCGCUAUGUCAGCCUCACCAAAAAUGCAGCGUUUUAUUGUCACUCCACUUUCUCUGAUCCAGAAUAGCUUGUUUUAUUUUUUUUUUAUUUUAUUAUUUUCUUUGUUUUUUUUCAGCUUGGCCUAAACUGCAGUACUGGUUAAACUCUGCCAAGAGUCUAGUGGUCCAGUAAUUCAAUGUCGUUUGAUGUUAAUUAUUUUGAUAUUAAUAUGGAUGGAGUUUUGCACUGGGGCUUGUUCUAUUUCACCACUAACCUUGAUGGAUUACCUUGAUGUAGGGCACUCUAGUCAAGUUCACAUUACUCCUUCAAUCUGCUUUUUUUGGAUUGGAAGGGUUUGGCGCAGCAGUGUAGCAUUAACCUUUGAAGCUAUUGGCUUCAUGUACAAACUUGUAUUCAUUUUAACAUAAAACUAUAUGAAAUAUAUUACAUACAUUUUUAGUCUAUUGGAUAAUUCAUUUUUUAUUUUUCUAUGCAAGUACACGGAGGCCUGAUAGACUGGAAUGGCAGUGAGCUUUAUUUAUAAAGGGGGCCCAAUGUUAGGAGAGUGUUGUGGAUUUGGAGAACUUUGUAUUUAGUCAAAGGAUUUAUUUUUGUUUUAUUUUUUAUGUGCUGAAAAUUAUUUCUACACAUUUUCUCCCAAUUUCCUGGAGAACAAAGCAAAGCAGUUGUUAUUUAUUUUAGGCAUUUUAAAAUCACAAGUGCUAUGGGAGAUGUUUAUCGUGAUUUCAUACUGAUGAUUAUUUCACUCUAUUCUGAACUUUUUUUCUUUCUUUUUUGUUUGUAAUUAUGUGCCCAUCACAUUGAAGGGGGAAAUUAACCUUUAGAGUUGUUUUUAUAUUGAGAGAGAAGGAAAGGAUGGUCCAGACAUGCUCAAUGAUAUUUAAGAGAGGCAUUUCUUUGUUAGAUAAAUUGUAAUAAAUAACAAACCCCUUACCUGUACAGUGUUACUCUUGUUGUGAAGUGAAAACUGAUAAAUUGAAUACUUACCAUACCCACCAAUCCCUCAGUGUUAUGAAUUAUUCUGAUACUCAUACACCAUAUAUAGUAUUCUUGAGUUUCCGACAUGAGACCUGAAGUGGGAUUUCUGUUAUAUCUAGAUCACAUUGAUCAUCUGGAUUCAGCUGAAGAAUCCCAUGCACUUGCAUAAACCAGAUUUUCACCUAUCAGGCCUCCUUUACUACUGUCUUGUCUGUAUUGCAAAGGGUAAUCAACAGAACUACUUACAGAGGUAUGUACUCUAUGCUCAUCAAGAUUUAAUGCAAGGGUUGUCCAAAGUUUGUUUACUAAUACUCUGAGACAGCUAGGACAUGGUGCAAAGUAUUUGACUUGUCUUAUGGGUUUUUGCAGUGGUCAGUAUGACCAAAUGUAUGUUGUAGGAUUGUUGUAAAAAUCAUUUACAUUUUUUUUUUCUUUUUAGUUUUUUAUUAGGGUUAGUGUUAUCUCAUCCUGUCCACUUGUAUGUCUCAUGCUUGUUUUAAAGUUUACAUUAAACCAUUUACUGUUGAGAAUUAAAUAAAUUGUAUAGUUGUUCCAUAACUGCAGAAGAGGAAGUCCACAUUGUAUUUAAUAAUUAAUUUGAUGACAGCUGUGAUGAAUAAUAAAUCAUAAUAUAUUA